Dendronephthya gigantea is the source of this 1413-nucleotide messenger RNA. Its product is annotated as arginine kinase-like. Lineage: Eukaryota; Metazoa; Cnidaria; Anthozoa; Malacalcyonacea; Nephtheidae. Gene Ontology annotation, biological process: phosphocreatine biosynthetic process. Bases 201 to 1331 code for a protein of 376 amino acids. The record is from RefSeq and is a predicted model, not a curated record. Gene Ontology annotation, molecular function: creatine kinase activity. The transcript has 3 exons.
AUUGUAUAUUUUGUCUGCCACAUCGGCUUUGAGUGCCUUAAAAUGCGCCCAUUCAGGGAUUUAGAGACUCAGAGUUUUGGAGUUUUUUAAAAUAUGUUUUGUUUAUUGAAUUUAGCUGGGCUGCAUCUUUUCAUCGUCUGCUUCAUCCUUAAUAUCGCAUCCUGACUUCUUAAUUCGGCUCUUGAAUACAUUUUUCAACCAUGUUAAGAGUUUAUAUACUUUGUUCAAGCAUUCAUUCUGCAAAUAUGUCUGGUAAAGAUGUGAAAUGCGGAUCACACUUAAAGAGUAUUGAUGAAUUGACUGGGUACCCGCUGUUUCCAACGGGGACAAAAUCCUUGAUGGCCCGGUUUAACACCCGCGAAAUCUGGAAAAAAUAUCACGAUAAAAAAGACGCUUAUGGUUUGCCUUACAAGCUCUGUGUUUUCUCCGGAAUCAAGAAUCUCGACUCUGGGGUUGGCGUGUACGCUUCCUCUCACGAUAGUUACCGAACUUUUUCCGAACUCAUGGACCAGGUGAUCGAGGCUUAUCACAAACACAAGCCUGGUGACAAACACAUAUCAGAUAUGGACGCAAACAAGCUCAAAUGUCCACUACUUCCUCCAGAUGAAGCCAAGAUGAUUGUGUCGACUCGUAUCAGAGUUAGUAGAAAUCUGGAGGGCUAUCCACUUGCCCCUGGGGUAACAAAAGAACAGCGAGAUGAAAUUAUGGGAAAGGUGGUUCGUGCUUGUGACACAUUCACAGGAGAUCUGAAAGGAGCUUUUUAUCCCUUGGAAGAAAUGGCUGAAAAAACACGGAAGAAGUUGAUUGCUGAUCAUUUUCUUUUCAAGGAAGGGGACAGGUUUCUGGAGGCGUGUGGGUGCAACAGGGACUGGCCAUCUGGCCGUGGCAUCUUCUACAAUGCUAAGAAAACAUUUUUGGUUUGGGUAAAUGAAGAAGAUCAACUCCGUAUCAUUUCCAUGCAACAGGGAUCUGACUUUAGUGCUGUGUUUAAACGCCUUAGCCGAGCAAUCAAUCAUAUCGAGUCAGUGGCUACGUUCUCUUAUGAUGACCAUCUUGGUUAUAUUACGUCAUGUCCUACAAACCUUGGAACCGCACUCCGAGCAUCGGUUCAUAUCAAGCUACCCAAGCUAUCGGCGCGCAAAGAUGAAUUCCAAGCCAUUGCUGACAAGUUCCACGUUCAAAUCCGUGGAACACACGGGGAACACUCGAAGAACGAGGGCGGCAUUUAUGAUAUAUCAAACAAACGUCGAUUGGGAAGAACUGAAGUACAGCUAGUUCAGGAUAUGUAUAACGGUGUUAAGGCAAUGAUCGCGCGAGAAAAAGAAUUGUGAAUGAUUUGGGACUGUAAAUCAAUCUCCCGGGACUAAACCAACGUUUAUUUAAAGACUGCCAGUACAAUUAUUUUAAGAAACU